CUACUGAACGUCUACCCGUGGAUAAAGUUACAAGAACGUGCUCCAUGUAACGACUUAGAAGCUUUCUGCAGCCUUCACAAGAUGGCAAGCCAGAUUCCUGACGACGAGGCUGUGACCAUCGAGUAUCGCGGAAAGAUUGCAAUCAUUACACUGAAUCUGCCCAAAAAGCUGAACGCAUUGUCACAUGCGCUCUACUUUCGUAUAGCUUGUUUGUUGCAUGAGAUUGCAGCUCGCGAUGACAUCUUCAUCACCCUUCUCGCGGCAAAAGGUCGUUUCUUCUCGGCGGGUGCUGAUAUCUCUCGGAUCAGCUAUCCGUCAGAGAAUGAACCGGAACAGACUCGACGGCUUCACUACCUACAGGGCUUUACAACUAUGAACCUUCAUACCACUCAUGCCUUUUAUUCACACCCGAAAAUCCUUAUUACAGCCCUGAAUGGUCCAGCUGUAGGGAUGACUGCAACCUUGACCGCAUUUUCAGAUUUCGUCUAUUGCACUCCUGAGGCAUACAUUCUGACACCCUUCACCUCGCUGGGACUUAUAUCCGAAGGAAACGCGGCGCGCGCAUUUGUGGAAAGGAUGGGCAUAUCAAAGGCUAACGAAGCUCUGAUCAUGAGCAAGAAGAUCACCGCCGAGGAACUGCUACACUGCGGCUUCGUGAACAAGAUAUUCGAUACCAACAAGGACACCGACAAGUUCAACGAACAGGUACUGGCGGAGGUGAAUGAUCGAUUGGGCGAGAAUUUAAAUGCCGACAGCAUGUUGAAGAUUAAGAAGCUGAUCCGUAAGCCAGGGUUGGAUGAGCAUGAUCGUUUGGCGGUGCAUGAGGUACUUGGUGGCAUGGAGAGACAUCUCGAGGGUAUCCCGCAAAAAGAAUUUGCAGCUCUAGCGAGCGGGAAGAAGAGACACAAGUUGUAACGCACUUCAACGACCAUUCUUACUACGCUGCUCCUCUUCGCGGUCCCCUCGUUCACGCAGUCUUUCCUCUUUCUCCUUCCAGUGACCGCCCUCUUCAUAAUCGUCCCGGAUCUUCAAGGCUUUGCGCAUGUUUUCCAUCUCCUGGAUCUUAGCCUGGCCUAGUUCGU
Messenger RNA from Pseudovirgaria hyperparasitica, 1082 nucleotides. RefSeq names its product d3,d2-enoyl-CoA isomerase-like protein. Lineage: Eukaryota; Fungi; Ascomycota; Dothideomycetes; Acrospermales; Acrospermaceae. The transcript is spliced from 2 exons. The record is from RefSeq and is a predicted model, not a curated record. Bases 82 to 915 code for a protein of 277 amino acids. Gene Ontology annotation, biological process: fatty acid beta-oxidation. Gene Ontology annotation, cellular component: peroxisomal matrix.